AUGAAGGGACCUACUGCUCGUCUUUCAGCUUAUUCAUCCCUCAAUGGUCAAGAAUCCCAUCCGAAUUCAGCUUCCAGAUAUGGAUACGGAGCAAUAUACUCAACUCAGCCCAAAGAGGAAAAUGAAAACUUCUCUACAGAAUUCGAAGCUGAGGGAGUAGAAGACAACUUUGGAGACAAAACAUCCACUGUCAUCUCCGGGCUAUUUCAUGGCUUUCUCACCAUUGGAACUCUGCAAUCUGAUUGCACCAUCAGUGAGCCUAUAACACCAACAUUCACCAUGUCUCGGGAAAACAUUACUGAAGGAAAAACAGAGGGGACAGAAAAUGAUUUGAAGGUCAUCAAUGAUGAACUGGACAAGUUCCUUGAGGCUGAAGCUGAAGAACAUGGGUCCAUUGAAUCAUCACGAAGGAGCAGUUUGGUUAGCGCAAUUACACUUAGCGAUAAGCCAAUGCAAGAAGUCAAUGCUGAAGAAUAUGUGAAUGCAAUCGUAUGUCCACUUCAAGGAUAUCUGUUUGGAUCUUCAAUUGAACUUCCAGAAGCAAGAUUUGAGGUAAAGAAAGAAAAGGCAUCACUUGAAGAACUGUUCUACAGUGCAAAAACUGCCGAAGAGAGUCCUAUGGAAAAAUGUGGGAAAGAGGAAAUGCAUACCAAGCAAACCCCUUAAAUGUCUCAUCAAGAAGAUUCUGAAAAAGCUUCAUGCUUCUUCAGGUAGUUCUAUCUCUUCCACCAAAGAAACUAAUUCUGUUUCAACGAAGAAAAAACUCCAAAAGGUGAGUCUUAUCUCUUCUGGGCCUGGAUUCUCUAACAAUUUUAUAAGUAUUUUAAGGAAUAAGGACCUCAAGAAUGCAAAAUCCAACAGUGGUAUCCACCUUAUGGAAACACAUUCUGUUGCAUUGAGAUUGCUCCAAAAAAGUCUACAAUAGUUAAAGAGUACUAGAUGCAGUAGGUAUAAAAAUCAUGCAUGCCAACACCAUCAUUCUCAAGCCUUAGAACCAUUCUCUGAACAAGGAGUCAAACACUGGCAAGUCAGAUUAUUUGAGUCCGAGGGUCUAGAAGUCAACAACAUGACCUCUGUGAUAAUAAAAUAAUAAAAGAAAAGAAAAAACCAAGU
Messenger RNA from Hibiscus syriacus, 1113 nucleotides. RefSeq names its product protein LAZY 1-like. The transcript has 2 exons. The coding region runs from base 1 to 666 and encodes 221 amino acids. NCBI's taxonomy places the organism in Eukaryota, Viridiplantae, Streptophyta, Magnoliopsida, Malvales, Malvaceae. The record is from RefSeq and is a predicted model, not a curated record. Gene Ontology annotation, biological process: regulation of auxin polar transport; gravitropism.